Molecule: messenger RNA, 2229 nt
Organism: Caenorhabditis angaria
Lineage: Eukaryota; Metazoa; Nematoda; Chromadorea; Rhabditida; Rhabditidae
Source: the annotation of a GenBank genome assembly
AUGUCGAAAUUUGCAAGUUUACAAGGUCUGCGAGCAAUUUCAAUAACUUUGGUGCUAAUUUUUCAUCUGUUUCCAAAAGUUUUUGUGAAUGGUUUUGUUGGAGUUGACAUGUGAGUUUUCUAUAGAUCAGUUCAACCUAAACUUCUUUUGUUCCAGGUUCUUUGUUCUCUCUGGCUACCUUAUGACAAAAAUCCUAACCUCCACCACACCUUCCGAUUUCUGCACCACCAAAAACUUCACCGCUAAGUUCAUUGCGUGUCAAAUUUUCUACACAAAACGCGUGAAACGUAUUCUACCCUUGUAUUUUCUGACGAUUUUCGCAACAAUUUUGUGCGUUUUUUUCUUAGUCUUCAAAAAUAAUCGAACCGAAUUCAUUGAGGAUGUGAAAUGGGCGGUUCUGAUGAUUUAUAAUUAUAAAAUUAUUUUUGAACAUGUUUCGUAUUGGGAUACGGUAGGUGACAAGAAGUCUUGAUGGAUUUUUUUUUCAAAGCUGACAUUCCCCUCAGAUUUCUACAAUCCGCUACCUAACUCAUCUUUGGUCCAUCUGCGUUGAACUUCAGUAUUAUCUUCUGGCCCCUUUGAUCUUCUGGAUCUCCACUAGAAUCAACAAAAAACCCACCAUCAAAAUCCCUGCAUACAUUCUAGCCGUCACAAUCUCAUAUCUUUUCCAAACCCUUACCCCAUUCGAAUUAUCCUACAGCUGCCUGGCUUCAAGAAUCUGGCAAUUUCUCAUCGGCCACGUGGCAUUCGAAGUUCCACGUAGAACAUCAUUGAAACGUGGAUCCGGUUCUGUAGAUGAACAUUCGGUGAAUUUCAUAUUUCCAAUCAUUUUCAUCGGAAUUUUGACAAUAAUCUUCAUUUUGCCACGUGGCAUUGUUCGCGGGGAAGAGCAAAUUGUUCGAAGUGCGAUGAGCAUUCUGGCUGGCAUAUUCUGUCAUUUUUGUGGAGAUCUUGAGAAAUCAAUAUUCACUGCACGGCCUUUGGUGAUUCUGGGUGAUUUAUCGUAUGUGGUGUAUUUGGUGCAUUGGCCGGUGAUUAAUUUGGUGAGAUAUGUGCAGUUGAAGGAUCAGGGAGAUCUGAAUUUUGGGGGUGAGUUGAUGGAAAAUUUGCCACGUCAUAACUCAGUUCAAUUCCAGAAGCCUUGAUUGCUAUUGCCAUUACAUUCACAAUCUCCUUCAUCAUUCAUAGAUUCGUUGAACCCAAAUUCAUUGAAUCCGAUUUCAUUAUCUCUAUGACAACCAUAGUCAUCUUCGCAAGUUGCUCAAUCUAUGCCACGUCAUAUCUUCAAACCACGGAGAACUUCUUCCUCUCAAUGCAGUCUAGAAAUCUUCAGGAGAGCAUCAAGUGGAACUCCGAGAUGAGUAGAUUGAUGAGACCGAUUGAUGAUCUACCAUGUGUUGAUGUUUGGAACCCGAAGGCUCCGAAAGUUGCGGAAGAACCGUGCUGGAUUGUUAGUCAUCUCAUAGAAACUUUCCCGUAAAACUGUUUUUUUCAGAAAUCCAAUGGCACUGGAAAAAUUCUAGUGAUUGGAAAUAGUUUGGCGAUUCGAGCGUUUCCGGCGAUUUUUGAAUUUCUGGAUGAGAAUUUUGCGGAACUUCGAUUGUUUGCGAGAACAAGUUCAGCACCAUUGACGAACUCCAAUUCGAUGUACACGAAUGCUUCAAUUCAGGUUGCGAAAUUCAUGAAACCGGAUUUAUUGUGGAUUGUGCAAGGUGUAAAGUGAGUUAGAGCGGUUGUGAGAACUUUUUCCAAAAAAAAUAAAAUUCCAGCGAGAUCGCCUAUCCUCAUCCUCUCUGGCAAGAUCGCCUAGAAGAUUCCACACUCGACAAAGAAUCUCAGAGAAUCCUAGACGAACUCAAAGUCCACGCGAAACUCGUCGUCAUAGAUCUUCCAUAUUUUGUAUCCUCCGAACCGGUGGCAAGUAAUCUGGCUCGAAAAUUAUUGUAUGGGAAAGAAAUCGUGAAAUCGAGCAUCGUUGGCAAAGAUGUGAUUUUUGCCCAACUUCACAAACAAACUCGACGAUUAUUGAAUCUCAAUUGCUCGAAUUGUUAUUUCAAUCAAAUUCAGGAGUCAUUAAUGCAAGAUGGUUCCAAGGAUUUUCUGAAAUACGACAAGGAAACGAUGGGAGCCUUGAAUUAUGAUGGAGGACAUUUGUCGAAAAUUGCGUUUAGGAAAUAUUUACGGGAUGUUUAUAUGGGACAAAUUCAACGGUUUCGUUCAAUUUUCUAG